Molecule: messenger RNA, 1566 nt
Organism: Cladophialophora psammophila CBS 110553
Lineage: Eukaryota; Fungi; Ascomycota; Eurotiomycetes; Chaetothyriales; Herpotrichiellaceae
Exons: 6
Coding region: 1-1566 (521 amino acids)
Biological process (GO): transmembrane transport; carbohydrate transport
Cellular component (GO): membrane
Molecular function (GO): carbohydrate:proton symporter activity
Source: RefSeq, a predicted model, not a curated record
AUGACCACAGCUACCGAAGUUCGAAGGCGACAUUUCAAUAGUUACACGCUUCUCGUUGUCUUCGCCAUUUCUCUCACUAGCUUAGGAUAUGGCUACACGGGUGCUGUCAUCGGCACCAUCUCUGGACAACCUUCCUUCUUCAAAUACAUGGGGUUGGACACCGCACCAAAUGCCACCCAGCUACUUGGUGCUAUCAACGCUAUGUACUACGUCGGUGGAGUUCUCGGUACCUUCUACGCAGGCUAUGCCGCGGAUCGCUGGGGACGACGCAACGCGUCGGUCCAAGCCCAAAUUAUACUCGCCAUUUCCUCUGCGCUCCAGGCUGGUUCCGUCCAUAUCGCCAUGUUCAUAGUUUCUCGGUUUAUUUGCGGUUUUGGUGGAUACACGGUACUAUGCGUCACUCCCAUGUGGCUCGCGGAAUUGGUACCACCAGGCCAAAGAGGUAUGCUAAUGGAGAUCGCCACGGUCUUGAUGAUCCUUGGGUAUUUUACAGCUUCCUGGGUUGGAUAUGGGUUUUUCUUCUAUUCCGGGUCCAUACCGGCAUUCCGUCCCAUUCUCGCCUUUGGAUGCAUCGUCCCCAUCAUAUUCGUGUGCAUCAGUUACUGGACUGUUGAAAGUCCAAGAUGGUUGAUCUCUCGUGGCCGCCAUGAGGAGGCACAUAACUUGCUAAAGUCCCUACACAAAAACCCGCAUGAUCUACACGACUCAUUUGCCGAGGCCGAGUACUAUCAGAUUAGACGACAGGCAGAACUAGAUUCGGCUUUGGACUUGUCAUAUAAAGGCAUGUUCGCAACACGUCCCAUGACCAAAAGGACGGUCAUGGCCAUUAUAUGGCCUUUUAUGACUGCGACAUCAGGCAUUUUGGUCAUCUUCAAUUAUGGUCCGCUCCUCUACGAAAGCUUGGGAUAUUCGGCAGAGAAACAAGUACUUUAUCAAGCCGGGUGGACUACACUCAACUGGGCUGCAAACAUUUGCGGAUGCCUGUUCGUGGAUUUAUUCCAGCGGCCGACCUACGCCGCAAUUGGCCUCUUCGGUUGCAUGGCGUGCCUUUGUGUCGAGGCAGCGAUGGUGGCAACCUCGCAGACCUCGCCUACACAGGCGAUACUGGAGUGUGGAGUGGCCAUGAUCUUCCUCUACGGUGUUGCAUACGGAGCAUUCCUGGAUGGCUUGCUGUUCGUAUACGUGGGAGAGAUCUUCCCUACUCCGUACCGCGCGAAGGGAUAUAAUAUUGCGUUAGCCACGCAGGCUCUUAGCAAUAUUGCUUGGACGGGCGCUGCUCCUACCGCGUUCGCUGAGAUUGGAUGGCGUUACUAUCUGCCGUUUAUAAUUCUAUCAGCGAUCAAUGUGGUCAUAAUCUGCAUCUGGUUCCCAAACACGAGACACUUAGCGCUUGAGGAGGUGGCUGCUAUCUUUGGAGAUGGUGACAGGGUUGCUGUUUACCAAAGUCAGAUACAAGGUACCAAUCUUGUCAACAUCGAAAGUGAUCAACCAGCUGGGUCAAAAGCGAAUAGCGUCUCUGCCGAACACAAGGAUUAUGUAACUACGGAGGUGGAAGGGCCAGUCUAA